GUUUCCUCGAAGCCCUACGUCGCCAAAGUAAUUCCUGCUGCUGUCCCACCCCAUCGAAAGCGAUGGCGGAUGAUUCCAGGAACCAACCAACCAUCCUUCAUGGUUGGAGGCCAUCAGCGGCGCCUAUCUUUGCCAUCUCCUUGACCCAUUUUUACUGUCAUUUAUUGCUUCCAUCUCUGUCAGUUGGGAGACCGAAUGCUUUUAUGACCGUCCCAUCACGUCGGCGCGACCCCCAAACCCUGUUCGAAUAAAAUCUGGAGGAUUUCGCCGCCUACGCUAUCCGGGUAUGCCUUAUUUUUGGGUAAAAGAUCAGAUCCUGAGGGUGUUCUGAGUGAUGGGUUCUAAGGAGAUCCUGUCACUGGAGUGUACUUCGGCAGGGUCGCCUGCGGAUGAGCGGGUGGAAUCAGUGGUGGGUCGGAAUAAUCUUCAGUUCCAUUUCGCGCAGAGCGAUGAGAGGAGGCCAGGGGGAAUCAAUAGGGACUCUGUGGCUAAUGGGACGGCACCGGUGAAUUUAUGGGGGAAGCCGAUCGACAAUCUUUCAAAGACCGGAGGCUGGAUUGCGGCUUUCUUCAUCUUUGGAAAUGAGAUGGCAGAAAGGAUGGCCUACUUUGGGCUCUCGGUGAAUAUGGUAGUAUUCAUGUUUAAUAUCAUGCACCGGCCAUUUAGUAGUUCAGCUAAUGCAGUAAACACUUUCCUAGGCAUAUCACAGAUCUCUUCUGUGCUUGGUGGCUUUAUUGCUGAUGCUUAUCUUGGUAGAUAUUGGACAAUUGCAAUCUUCACGACUAUCUACCUUGUGGGAUUGAUAGGGAUAACUUUAUGUGCCACAAUGAGUGUCUUCAUACCAAAUCAAGAUCAGUGUUAUCAGUUAUCGAAACUCUUGGGCACAUGUGAACCAGCGAAAUCAUGGCAGAUGCUUUACCUUUACAUUGUUCUUUACGUUACAGCUUUUGGGGCUGCAGGCAUAAGGCCUUGUGUCUCAUCUUUUGGAGCUGAUCAGUUUGACGAGAGAAGUAAGGACUAUAAGGCUCAUUUAGACAGGUUUUUCAAUUUCUUUUAUCUUUCCGUCACCGUCGGAGCAAUUGUGGCCUUCACUAUGGUUGUCUACAUUCAAAUGAAACAUGGAUGGGGUUCUGCUUUUGCUUCUCUAGCUAUAGCAAUGGCCAUUUCAAAUGUGGUUUUCUUUGUUGGAACGCCCUUGUACAGGCAUAGGUUACCAGGUGGUAGCCCUCUUACACGUGUUGCUCAGGUACUUGUUGCUGCUUUUCGGAAGAGAAAUGUGCCCUUAUCCAGCAGUGACUCCAUUGAUCUCUAUGAGCUUCCUGGUCAAAAUUCUGCCAUCAAGGGCAGUGGGAAGAUAGAUCACACUGAUGACUUUAGGUGGCUGGAUAAGGCAGCUCUGCACCUGAAAGAGGAUGGUGUGGACCCUAACCCUUGGAGACUUUGCACGGUGACACAAGUUGAAGAGGUGAAGAUACUACUGAAACUUCUGCCAAUCCCAAUGUGCACCAUAAUGCUUAGCGUAGUGUUGACGGAGUAUCUGACUCUCUCAGUGCAACAAGCAUACACCAUGGACACACAUAUGGGUCACCUUAAACUUCCAGUUAUUUGCAUGCCUGUAUUCCCUGGCCUGAGCAUCUUCCUCAUCCUGGCCCUCUACUACUCCACAUUUGCGCCCUUGUCCCGCCGCAUCACUGGUCACCCACAUGGUGCAUCUCAGCUCCAAAGAGUAGGACUCGGGCUGGCAGUAUCUAUUCUAUCGGUCGCAUGGGCUGGUGUUUUCGAGAGGUACAGAAGAAACUAUGCCAUUAAACAUGGUUAUGAAGCCCUGUUCCUGUCUCCAAUGCCAAAUCUUAGUGCAUACUGGCUGCUGAUACAGUACUGCUUGAUCGGAAUAGCUGAAGUAUUUUGCAUUGUGGGUCUCCUGGAGUUUCUCUACCAGGAGGCACCUGAUGCCAUGAGAAGCAUUGGGUCGGCCUAUGCUGCUGUUGCUGGAGGUCUUGGCUGCUUUGUAGCUACCAUCAUAAACAAUAUUGUGAAGUCGAUCACCGGUAACGAAGCUGAGGGGCGUCCAUCAUGGCUUUCUCAGAACAUAAACACGGGGCGAUUCGAUUACUUUUACUGGUUGUUGACAGUGUUGAGUUUGAUCAAUUUCUGUGUGUUCCUGCUUUUAGCUCAUAGAUACAAAUAUAGAGUUCGGAAGAUGGUUGAGCUAGAAAUAAUGAGAGCAACUACGACAUAGUUUCUACAGAAACCGCAGGUAUCAUGCUUGGUUCAGCAUUCAUCAGACCAUGCUACUAUGUACUCAUUUUCUUGGUUGAUCAUUGAUUAUUGGAUAAUGUCGAAUGACAACUGGAUUUUAAUUUCGCAAAGUGGAAAAAUUACAAAAAAGUAUUAUUAUAUGUUCUCACUGCUA
This is a messenger RNA of Musa acuminata subsp. malaccensis (wild Malaysian banana), 2413 nucleotides long. RefSeq names its product protein NRT1/ PTR FAMILY 6.1. The record is from RefSeq and is a predicted model, not a curated record. Gene Ontology annotation, biological process: transmembrane transport; oligopeptide transport. Gene Ontology annotation, molecular function: transmembrane transporter activity. Gene Ontology annotation, cellular component: membrane. NCBI's taxonomy places the organism in Eukaryota, Viridiplantae, Streptophyta, Magnoliopsida, Zingiberales, Musaceae.